UUGCCAUAGCAGCAUGCGAGGGUGGGCCUUUGGGCAAGAUGGCGGCGCCCAUGGAGCAUCUGACAGCCGUGUGGAGAGAGCUGGAGACAUGGGAGAUAGGCUGUACGGACGGGGUAGAGCCGGAUGUGGACAGGGUGAGGCGGGUCACCGAGCUCUUUAAGGAGGCUAAACACAGAGAGAAUGCUGAUGAGAAGAUUUUCACAUUGCUAUUAAAGAUUCUGUCCAGAACAUUGGGUGAAAUCCAGGCUAAAAGUGCUACAUCUGACUCUUCUCCAGAGUGUUGGCUUGAUUUGUCCACGGAAUGCUUCCGCUGUCUAAGGAAUUCUUGUGUGCAAUGUACCCGAAAUCAGAACACCAUCAGAAAUGUGGGAUUGAUCGAGGAGACGGUCUCGCUUAUCAAAGUGCUUAGUUCUUCAAGCAAUUGUUCAGAGUCGUUUUUAGUGGCAUUCCGCUGUGGCCUUCAGUUCCUUGGCAAUGUCGCAGGAGGGAACCAGGGUUCCCAGAAUAGAAUCUGGAAUCACGCUUUUCCACAGCUCUUCCUAAGCUGCCUUACACAUGAAGAUGAGAAAGUUGCCACAUAUGGUUCCAUGGUGCUUUUCACUUGUAUGGGGGAAGACAAAAUGGCGGACCUUAUGGUGUCUGCGAAUCUCAGUGUUGCUGUUAACGUUAUCACAGCCUACAACAAGUGGCCGAAUGCUGAGUGGUUGCAGCUGAUUGUUACAGACCGCUUCCUGAGGUACCCAGAGCUGCUGAAACAGAUUUAUGCCAGUCUGAGCCACUCUGACAGGGUUGUCCUUCUAGAGCUGAUAAUGACAAAGGUGAGUGACAAGAGUCUGCUUGGUGUGGAAGAGUUGGCCAGCUUGCAGAAAAUAGCGGAAUUCCUCUCUGGAUGCUUCCAGAGUCAGUGCAGGGCUGUGCUGAAACUGGCGGGCCCCACACACUGUGAUGAGCAGGAAGCUGUUGUUGUAGUCAGACUCCUGGAUGUCCUCUGUGAAAUGACCUCGGACAGUGAACACCUUACCUGUUUACAGAGCUGCCCGGGGUUACUGGACACAGUUGUCGAAACACUACGAAUGACGCAUCUCGUUGGAAAACAAAGCACGAACAUCUUCACCUCUACUCAUACUGCAAGCCUGGGCAGUGACCUCACUCAUGCCGCUGUGGGCUUUAAAGCUCAUCUUGUUCGUCUGAUUGCAAACCUGUGUUAUAGAAACAAAGAUAACCAGGACAAGAUCUAUGAGUUGGAUGGUAUUCCACUUAUUCUGGAUAACUGCAGUAUAGAUGACAACAACCCCUUUCUGAACCAGUGGGCAUUCUAUGCCAUUCGAAAUCUCACCGAACACAAUGAGAGAAACCAAGGGCUAAUCGCCAACUUGGAACGUCAAGGGCCGGCUGAUGCAUCUGCUCUGGCGAAUAUGGGCUUAGAAGUGGAGGAACGUGAUGGCAAGCUGGUUCUGAGGUCCAUCAAGAAAAUGUGAACAAUGGAGGCACAUUGGCAUGGUACAGGACUGGCUAUAGUAGCUUGAUCCAAGCAAGCAAACCACAAGGAGUCAUGGAGCGUUUCAAUAACAAACACUUAUAACUGUCAGAAGCCGUAUUUAUGGGACAAAGAUUUCCAGCAUGUUGAAAAAUUGUUUAGCGAGUGUCAGUGUUCCCUUUCCUAUGGAGAAAAGGGAGCAUGUUUUCCUGGCACCUGGGCUAUAUACAUCCAUGGAUCUGUAAGUUCCUGACAAGUGGAAUUGGUAGAUGUUUUCCUGCCUCUCAUUAAAUAAAGCUAAAGUUUCAUUUGUUUAAA
Molecule: messenger RNA, 1795 nt
Organism: Rana temporaria (common frog)
Lineage: Eukaryota; Metazoa; Chordata; Amphibia; Anura; Ranidae
Gene: ATXN10
Product: ataxin 10
Exons: 11
Coding region: 39-1478 (479 amino acids)
Biological process (GO): neuron projection development
Cellular component (GO): cytosol
Source: RefSeq, a predicted model, not a curated record